This is a messenger RNA of Mycena citricolor, 429 nucleotides long. Lineage: Eukaryota; Fungi; Basidiomycota; Agaricomycetes; Agaricales; Mycenaceae. The record is from the annotation of a GenBank genome assembly.
GGCUCUUGUCCAUAUCAGGCACCACCGGCAGAGACUAGAUGAGGCAAGACAACAUCAUGCGGUGCAUGUGCUCGUGUGUGCAGUGGUGGCAUGUGAAGCAGCGCGGUUAGAGAGUGACACAAGCAGAAACAAAAACAGCCCACAGGUGGGUGCACACUGCAAAAGAGAGUCAUCAUCGUGCAUGGAACUAUAAAUUACACUGCCUUGCCGCGCUAUAAUGCCAGCAACAGCAGGGAGCAUAAGUACAAAGAUAAGAGUGAAGAGUGAAUGAGACCAUGACACGAAGGUACAAUUGAUCGGAUCGGAAUCCGGAACAGAGUCAUCUGAUUGAUUUAAUCAGUGAUGGGAUCUGAUUGAUGCACGAAUUUAGGGUCUGGAGAAGCCUUGACAAGCAAGGCAACUAAAGCUACCGAGCAUGCUAAUCAUCAA